Molecule: messenger RNA, 4229 nt
Organism: Manduca sexta (tobacco hornworm)
Lineage: Eukaryota; Metazoa; Arthropoda; Insecta; Lepidoptera; Sphingidae
Product: store-operated calcium entry regulator STIMATE-like
Exons: 6
Coding region: 212-967 (251 amino acids)
Cellular component (GO): membrane
Source: RefSeq, a predicted model, not a curated record
GAAAUUUGACAGUUUACAAAUGUCACGUUUGUAGGUAUUGCGAUUACAUGUAUUUUUUCGAGAAAUUAUUUUUUUAAUAACACGUCUUUUUUUUGUAAAUAUUUUUUAUCGGCAAUUUUUUUUUUAUUCUAAUAUGUCAGUGGUUUGUGUAGAUAGUGAAAUUAGUGGUGUAAAUAUUUGAUUAAACAUUUUACUAGUGAAGUCAUGAAAAAUGAAUAACAGUUCUGAUUAUAUUUAUUUCUCCGAGCUCCAUUGCUCUAAGGAUGCCCUCACCGACACAUACGGAUGGUUUAUGCAAUUCCUUUUAGCUGUCUUGGCGUUUACUUGCUUGAUAGGUAAAAGAUUCUGUGAGCCUCGCUAUGCCAGAAGACCAUGGUUGAUUUGGUUCUACGACACAUCCAAACAGGGUUUGGGCGCUCUAAUCAUACACUCUGCAAAUGUCUGGCUCUCACCACAUCUCACAGGAAAUCCUUGUACUUGGUAUAUUGUCAACUUCAUGUUGGAUUCGACCCUUGGAUUAUUAAUAAUAUGGGCAGGCAUCAGGCUGGCCCAGUAUUGUGCGAGAACUUAUGAUAUACCGCUCAUCAACUUUGGUGAAUAUGGCAAGCCGCCGAUGAGCUCGGCGUGGCUGUGCCAGUGCGUGCUGUAUGCAGCAUUGGCGACGUUCGCGAAGUCGGUGCUGGCGUUGGUGCUGCGAAUGUCGCCGGUGGUGGCGGUGCUAUCCACGCUGCGGCUCUCGCCGGUAUCAGACCCGAGGCUGGAGUUAGCUGUCGUUAUGCUCAUCAUACCAUUCUUUGUUAAUAUAUUAAUAUUCUGGGUAACAGACAACUUCCUCAUGUACCAUCCAAGAGGUGUGAGCAGUAAGAUCAAAACGAAGGUACGAUACCAGUCCAUCAAAAAAGAGAAAUCAGGGUCUGAAGAGGAAGAUCAUUCGGCGGACGAACGACUGCUCGGCGCCUCGGUAUGACCACACAGGAAGCCCAGUGUACCGCGGGCUUAGAUAUCGUAAUCUCUUAGAUAAGUUUAUUGGCAAACAAUUGGCUGUUACAAAUAACGUUUUCCAGUUAAUAUUUUAUACGAAGUGUGUUUCUAUUUAAUUGGUUUUGGUAAAUCGCUAGCCAUGGUUAAAGACUCGGCUAUGAUUUUUACGGAAUAUUUUUUUAUUCCUCUUGCAAUGUCCUAAUUAUUCGACCAUAGGUAUCUCGAAUCGAUAGUGAGAUUGUCUUUUAGCUUAAGGAAUGGGGUAUUAAGUAUGUCGCAACACGAGCUCUAUAAACGAUAAAUCGAUUGAUAAAAAUUAUGGAGUUUAUUUUGACGCGCUAUUUAUAUUUAUAUUGAGAGCGUGAACCCAACUUGAAUCUGUCAAAUUCCUGUUUGAAUUUCAUAGCCAUUCGAUAAAGCCUAUUUUUUUUUUUUGACUAACUCACUUUUAAAUAUUUUUUAGUCACUGGAAACUAAUAACAUUAUAAGUCAGUUGUUUGUCAAUAUCAAUGUCAGUCAAAAUUGUAUAUAAAACAUGGCACUUGUAUACAGUUAUAGUGGUAUUGAACGUUCAUAUUAUAUAAGCUUUUGAUUUACUCGAAAAACAAAUAUUACAGUUUACAGUAAUGCUUGUAUUUGUAGAAAAUUUCUUGAAAAUAUAACAUUUAUUGGUUUCAAUGUUGAUAAAAAAAUAAUACUGAAGAUUUAUAUUAUACGUAACUAUAAAAAUGGUUACGCGUUGAAUGGUUGACUGACGUAUUUAAGUGUUGCCAUACACUUUUAAAUUAGAUAUUGCGUGAUAUGGAAUUGAUUUUUUUAAACGACCUUCGUCUUGUAUAGAUAUGCCAUUAUACUUCGUGAAAGAAAAAAAUAAAAAUAUUUUUAUAUGUUUCAUUUUUGAAAUGAAAUAAUUUAUAAUGUUCCUAAAUGGUAUAAGUACUUAGGUCCUCAUUAGUGCCAUGUGUUUUGAGCUAUAUAACAAAAUGUAUGUACACUGACAUCGAAUAAAGACUGAGAAAGUCUAUUGGGAAAUGUAUCUUUCUAGUUAUUUUUUUAUUUUAAUUUUAUUUAAACACUGCAUGCGUCACUUUAUUUAGAGUCAUUAUUUUAAUUUAUAAUUAAUCCUUAAUAAUAACAUAAUAUUACUAGCCCAGUACUAAAUGUAAUAUGAAACACUGGCAUCCUCUACUGAUGAGAGGCCUUUCUUGCACCAUGCUGGCCUAAUUUGGGAUGGUAGAACCCAUAAUAUUUUUGUUAUAGAGAUCUUAGUAUUCAAAUUUCCCCGUUAUUUUAUUUGUUUUUAGUAUAAUACACGCGAUCAAUUUAACCAGAUUAUUAAGGUAGUAGAUAUAAUAAUUUUUAUUCAAAUGUAAGCCUAUUGAGGACAAAAUGUUUUUAUUCAACAAUUAAAUAUAAAUGUCAAUCUAAAACGUCUGCUUUUAUUGAUCGCGUGAAAAAAAUGAUAUGGUUUUUUUAAGAGAAUUGUACAAAAUAUCAGAGGCUUGUUCCAAUACAAAAUGUCAGUGUCUGAACAUUUACAAAAUCUACUACUAAAAUACUGCUGUUUGUUCUUCCAUACCUCGUUCGUUAUAUUUGUGAUUGAAAUAGAAAAAUUAAACAGAAUAAUUCUGAUCUGACUAAUCUUCCUAAACGAUUCGUUUGCAAUGGAGGUGUUUUGAUAUUAUUUUUGACAAUUGCGCCGGAACAAAACCCAGUUGUAAGCUUUUUAUAUUGAAAUUUUGAAAAGCAUUUGCAUUAAUUUGAAUUGUACUCGUUAGAUUCUUGUCCUUGCAAACAUUCCCAUAAAUUAAUAAAUUGUAAGUAAAAAUAUAAGAAAUCAAAGAAUAAAGAACUACGAGGUAGGUAUCGUCUAUAUCAUGAUGCAGGUGUUGUCUAUUGUCUCAGAACCUGAGUAUUCUUAAGUCUCUGAGCCCCGCAGGUAUAGAAAGUUCUGAGCAUUGCUAUUUUGAAGUUACCAGUUGAGACUAGGACCGGCGAGUUUCGUGGAAAUCUCUUCAGGCAAAGAAACUAUAUUAGCCAACUUUUUAAGCACUAGCUUUCUUUAAUUCCUGAAAUUACAGAUGCGUUUUAGUUCGGCCUUUUAUAUUAUUUUCCUUAUUAGGGACAUUCAGUAGUUGUUCUUCUUCGUUAAUAUUUUGGCUGCCACCGUUUAUCGAUGAUUUUGCCAAAGUGAAGUAAUAAUAGCAGAUACAAAACAAAAAGAGACUAUAAAAUCAGCUCGAAAAUUAUUUUUUCCCAGUACAUAGUUGUUACAUUAUAUCUAGGUCAAAUAAUAUGUUAGAAUAAUAAUCUUCAAAUGCAAACAUACUAAAGUGUCGAAGCAUGCAAAAAAAUAAUACCAGUAUUAAUAUUAACUAUAUUCAAUUCAUACAUUAAAGAAAAGAGGAUGAGAACCUAAUGAUGUUAAAUACAUUCAGCAAAAUAUAGAUAUAAUAAUAUGAUAUAUAGAAUUCGAAGAACUUGCAUUACAUAUUUUCGUAUUGUACUGUAGGGUUACUGAGAGGCUCAUACUGGGUUUUAUUUAGUUCCGCACAAUUGUUAUCUAUUUGUUAGUACAGUGUAAUAGUAAUAGUUCAUACAGUCUGUCAUCCAAGGCAUCUCGACGGACACUUAAACUGUUUCCAUUUGAAUCGAUUUGUGACGAUAUCAUUCCAGCUAAUUGAUAUCAUAGGUUCGUCUACAGACGAAGUCGGCUUUUCGUCAAAGUCAGAUGCGAUGUCACACUCUAUGAAUUUUUAUACUGUGGUGUUAAUAUAAUGAUAGCAAAUGAUAGAAAGACUAGAUAGAUACUAACAGCUUGCGACCAUGUACUUGUUUUAUUUAAGACUCAAUUUUACUCAAAAAAUUGUCUUAAUGGUUUUUUUUUCGUCUAUUAACAAACCUUAUUUUUAUAAAAUUAUCGUUGUAUAAUUUUUUUAAAUAUUCGAAUUUAUAUUUUUCGGACAUACGAAGAAGUUGAGCAGAAUUAAAAUGAUGAAUUGAUGUAAAUCUUUAAUAUCGAUUACAUAUCACAAAACGAUUUAACUUAUAUCGAAUACAAUAUUGUUGAUGGUAUCUGGCAGUGCUUUCUGUUCGUGUUAUCAUUGUAUAAGCACUUAGAUUUUCUAUGUGAUGUAAAUAUUAACUAAUAAGGACAAGUUAUGUAAAUGAAACUGAUAUGUAUAUAUUGAGCCAUAUAUUUGUGCAUCUGUUUAUUGUUUGUGCGAAUAUAAUUCACAUUACAUGUU